CUCAAAAAAAAUAAUGUGUUGAAUCAUUACUUUAUAUUUUACAUAGAUCGUAACACCAUUUUACACACAAAACAAUCUGCAGCUUCUUUUCAUGCCACUUAAAUCUAUAUCUAAUGUUCAAAGUUCAAACCCCUUUUUGGAUCUAACCCAUUUACUCGUUUGCAAUUGCACCAGGUGUGUGUGAGAGAGAGAUCUGACCUUGAUUCUUUCUUGUUGUACAAUGAAAACAAGAUUUCCGGAUAGAGUUGUACCUUCAGCUAUUGAGGUUGUACUCCAGUGAUCUAAUUAUAGGUAUGCGAUGCCAAGAAACUGUUGAGUUCUUCAGGUUUGAUUCGUUUAAAACAGUGAAAAGCAAGGUGUGUUGUACUUCUGACAGAAAAAGGCCCACAAUGAUGCGUUCUUCACAUGUAUGUUAUUAUCCCAUUUCUUCAUGUUCAUCAUGCUGAAUCAGGUUUCGAUCAUAAAAAAACCUUUUAUUCUUUUUUAAACUUGUGUCAGACUAAUUUUUUGCGUACUAGAAUCCAAGUUUCGUUCUUGAUCCCCAUUUCUGGUCAAAACUUUGUUCUUCUGAAGUUUGAUCACUAUUAAACGUGAGAAGAAGAACAUAUUCCUUGAAUGUGAUCGUGAUUUCUCAACAGGUAUUUUGUUUCGUCUUUCUCGAAACCCAGCGUGAUUUUCGAGAAGCUGUUGUUUGAGAUUUGAACAUGAAUGAAGAACAAGAAUCAGAACCAUUAUCGAAGAAGGUUUCUAGAGGCUUCUCAGCCGUGAACCUCACAAUCAAGAUAUCGACUUCAACACAUAACCCUAGAAAAGAAAUCUCGAUCAACGACAUUGUUUCUGCUUCAUCAAUCUCAUCAUCAUCUUCAUAUAGCUCUUCAUCUUCUUCAGCCUUUGUUUCAGCCCUACAGUCUCCUUACAUAUCUCCGAGAGCCACCGGAGAUGAUCCAUGUCAUCAUCUAGAAAACAAAAUAAUCGCUAAUCCAUCCACCAUUACUACAUUUACUCAAACUUCUACUCCAGAAUCCCAUUGUGGGUCUCACUCCGAUGACAUGCCCAGCACUUCCGACGACUUUUCCGAUUCCGCAAAGCUGAAAAUCGUCGACUGUGUCCCUGUAACAUGUCCCGACAAUAAUACUAAUAAUGCAACAGUGCCUCGUAUCUCAUUCUCAUUUCCAGUUACACGGAUUCCUUUUGCAAAAGGGUCAUCUAGUGCCAAAUUGAGGAGCUGUGAUAUUUACAUCGGAUAUCAUGGCCAAAACCCCAACCUGAUUAGAUUUUGCAAGUGGCUCAAAUCAGAGCUUGAACUUCAGGGCAUUGCUUGUUUUGUUGCAGACAGAGCAAAAUACGAAGAUUCUCAGAGCCACGAGAUUGCCGACAGGGUUAUUUGCUCUGUUACAUUUGGAAUUGUGGUCGUCACAAAGCACAGCCUUUUGAAUCAUCUCGCAUCUGAAGAAAUAAGGUAUUUUGCUCAAAAGAAGAAUCUAAUCCCAGUGUUCUUCGACACCAAUCUGAAUGAAGUCAGCAAUGUUCUUGGUCGGAAUUCAGAUGGUAAAGAUUGCAACGAAGCAAUUGAAUGGUUGAUGAAAUUCCAUGAGUUUAAACUAGAAGCAAAUGAGGGGAAUUGGAGAAGUUGUGUUUGUAGAUCAGUUGGGAUCUUAACAGGAAAGCUUGGGAGGAAGAGUACUGUUGCGGAAAAAGAAACUGAAAACAACGUCGAUGAAAUGCCAUUUCCCAAGAACAGAUUUUUCAUUGGUAGAGAAGAGGAAAUUGCAGAGAUUGAAACCACUCUUUUUGGAGAAACUGAAAUCGAAUUUGAUGGAAUUAGAGAUGGGAAGUUAAAAGAGCCAAAUUCAGAUGUUACGAUUGCACCAUUGAUUGGAAAACACUCGGUGAAAAGACCUAAACCUAAACAUAAGAAAACAAAGAGCUUCAGAAGUAGCGUGGUGUGCAUCAAUGGCGAACCUGGAAUGGGGAAAACAGAGGUGGCACUGGAAUUUGCUCACAGAUAUUCACGGAGAUACAAAUUGGUUAUCUGGGUAGGUGGGGAAUCUCAACAUUUAAGCCAAAAUCUACUGAAUUUGUCUUUACAUCUAGGGUUAGAUGUAAGUGCAGAUUCCGAGAAAGAAAGAGGGAGGAUCAGAAGCUUUGAUGAGCUAGAAACAGAAGCCUUCAAGAGGGUAAAACGGGAAUUGUUUCGUGAUAUCCCGUAUUUGUUAAUCAUCGAUAAUCUCGAAACAGAAAAAGAUUUACACAAUCUGAUACAAGGAAACACCGGGUCUUCCUCUUCCCAUGUGAUUAUAACAACAAGACUUGAAAAAGUAAUGAAAUUUGAACCAAUGCAACUUCAACCAUUGCCAUUAUCCGAUGCAAUGAUGUUAAUAAAAGGAAGACGAACGAAAGAAUACUCGUUUCAAGACGAUGAAAUUCUGAGGAAAUUUGAUGAGAAAUUGGGGAGGUCAAGUUUUGGGUUAUCCGUGAUUGGUUCUUUGCUAUCGGAAAUUACCAUUUCGCCCUUCGCCCUCUUUCAAGCCAUCGACCAGAUCCCUAAGGAAGCUACAUCUCAUUUUGACGAACCAUUUUGGGGAAACAAUCAGUUUCUUCUCAAAGUUUUAAUAUUUUGCGUUACAAUUUUGCAAGAAGCUAAAGGAAUUAAAAACCAUCUUGCCUUAAGGAUGCUUUUAACAGGAGCUUGGUUUUCCCCUUCACUCAUCUCACCAAAUUUACUAGCUGUUGCAUCAACCCACAUGACUCCAUGCACAAAAAACCGAUUCAAGAAAUGUGUCAAUUCUGGUAAUUUCACUCUUUUUUGUUCUUCGGGUUUCAUUAAGAGCUACACAUGGAAAAAAGAAGAAGAUUCAGCUCUUGUUUUAGUUAAAUUAGGCCUUGUUAGAAGAAGCAACAAUCAGUACUCUACUUCUUGUAUCAUGUUUCACCCCAUAACUCAAGUUUUUGGUAAGAAAAAAGGGGGUUUACUAGCAGCUAAAGCAAUGGUUUAUAGUAUAAGGAAGAUAGGAAACCCAAUGUUAAACUCAAACCACCUUUGGGCUUCUGUUUUCCUUGUAUUCGGAUUCAAAACCACACCACCCUUAGUCCAACUAAAGGCUCUUGACAUGGUUUAUUUUAUUAAAAAGAUAGCUCUCCCUUUAGCUUUAUGUGCAUUCACUACAUUCUCUAGAUGUAACUCGGCUUUAGAGCUAUUGAAAGUGUGCACAAAUGUUCUUGAAGAAGUUGAGAAAUCAUUCGAGUCUAAGAUAGAGGAUUGGUGUCGUGGAUCGUUGUGUUGGAAGAAGAAAAAGAAGACAAACAUGAACAUGAAGAUUGACGAGUAUGUAUGCCAAGAUGUGACACUGUUGAAGGCGACAUUGCUUGAAACGAGAGCUAAAUUGUUGUUGAGAGGUGGACAUUUUGAUUAUGGAGAAGAGCUUUGUAGGACAUGUAUCAGCAUACGGACUGUGAUGCUUGGCCAUAAUCAUGCUCAAACUUUGGCUGCUCAGGAAACAUUGUCUAAAUUAGUCAGAAUGAGGAGUAAAAUGUAAAAUAUGAAUGUAGAUCAACUUUUGUACAUUGAUCGGAAGUUUAGUAUUUCCUACAUGUAAUGUUAGAAAA
Messenger RNA from Lactuca sativa (garden lettuce), 3606 nucleotides. RefSeq lists its product as uncharacterized. NCBI's taxonomy places the organism in Eukaryota, Viridiplantae, Streptophyta, Magnoliopsida, Asterales, Asteraceae. Gene Ontology annotation, molecular function: ADP binding; ATP hydrolysis activity. The record is from RefSeq and is a predicted model, not a curated record. Gene Ontology annotation, biological process: recombinational repair.